Messenger RNA from Seminavis robusta, 2643 nucleotides. NCBI's taxonomy places the organism in Eukaryota, Bacillariophyta, Bacillariophyceae, Naviculales, Naviculaceae. The record is from the annotation of a GenBank genome assembly.
AUGGCUAAACUUGGUAAUCUUGAUAAUGAUGGCAGCUUUGUACAGGUAGAGGAUGAAGCUGAGGGGGAUUCUGAAGGAGAAGCUGAGAUCGAGAAUGAGCAAUCCGGCACCUCGCCAGGUAAUGGACCCCAGUUGAAUUCUACGUCGGUUAAGACAGAUCUUGUUAACGAUGAUUUCGACAGCAAGAUACAGCAGAAUCUUUUGUUGAAUAGAAUCAAUGCAGAGACCAGCAAGACGUCUUCCGGGCGCAGACGGACGAGUUGUAGUACCACUGCCACCAGCCUGACUACUAGCACUCAAGAUACCCACAGAAGCUCCCACAGAAGUCAAUCAGCUGAACCGAAUGCACUGGCCUUGGGGGGACAGAGUGUCCGAGAAGUUGAGAGGUCAUCUGAUGUUGGUCCUGUGGCUUCAUUUUCUGUUGGAAAAGUCGACAUGAAAAUUCCAGCCAGCCGACAAUCUGCCAAAGGGCGCAACAUCCGAGCAUCAUCAAACAGUGGCGUCUCUGGCAAUGAUGCUGAGGAUGAAUCUAACCGAUCGUCAGAACCACAAUCAAUGGCCCUCACGUCCAGUCGAAGCAUGGCAGAUCAAUCGAUGAAGAAGAAUGGUACUCAAUCCGAUAUGGCGGCCUUUCGUCGCUCCUCCAGAAAAGAUGCCAAAGAAGACCCUAUUGGCGGUAGGGUGACUGCACUCUCUUCUUCUCUUAGUUCGACGUCCACUCUCACUGUGAGCACUUUGACCACCAGCACCUCUGCUGGGUCAAAGGCAGGGCUAAAUCAUGUCAAUCGACAAGAAUGGGAAGUCAAACGGAACUCAUUGAGGCCUAACACUGACGCAGUUACAAGUACUGCCCCACCUGACAAAGUUCACCGCCGACCACUGACAAAUCCCAUUGCUAUCCCCACACAUCCACCACCGGCGGAACCAGAACUAGUCGUUGCAACACUCGUCUCUGAUGAUAAUAUGGACUCGUCAUCAUCUGCUGACACGUCCGAGAGAAAUCGAGACUCCAUCGAACCAAUGCCUCCACUCCCCGAGGAGGACCCCAACCUGGUCACGGUGCAUGCUACACCUGAAAAUUUGGAGGAUUCGGUGAUGGAUAUUCUGAAAAGCCACAAAGGGCGGUGUUUCAUCCUGGUCCUUGUUGUUUUCGUGGCAGUUGUGACCGGUGGACUUGUCAUUGGGAUAUCGGCAGGCAGAUCAAAACCACACAACAUUCAUUUCAAUGAUACGACAGCAAACACCAACGAUCCUUCCGCCAGUCCUUCCCACACGACAAUGACUCCUAUGAGGAUGCCUUCCAUGCCACCCACCAUGAUGCCGUCGAGUGCUCCUUCUUUGUCGAUGCCCCCUUCGACCGAAUUUGUUGGUUACGCCGUCGACAACUUGCUUCCCAACUAUACACUGAGUGCUCUUCAGAACUCGUCCUCACCUCAAUUCCACGCACUACAGUGGCUUCAGAACGAGCAUUCUCCAGAAUUACUUGCUAAUCUUACUGAUGAAAGAUUGAUUCAGCGUUUUUCUCUCGCAACCCUCUUUUAUGCAACAAACGGAGAUCUCUGGAUGAUUAGAUCACGAUGGAUGUCUCCCACAGUUCAUGAGUGUGAUUGGUGGUCCCAUGCGGAGGUUCUCGGGGCCACGCCUCAACCAAUUUGCAAUAAAAAUGAAGCCUACAUUGCACUCUUGCUGAGCAAAAAUCUCCUCAAGGGCACUUUACCUCCAGAGAUUGCACUUUUGAGUUCCCUCGAAGAGAUCCGAUUCGAAUCCGACGCAUUCAGGCCCAAUGAAGACAAAAGAAAUCUUUAUUUGUCAGGGCCCCUUCCAUCAGAGCUAGGGCUGCUGUCCAAUCUACGGAUCCUGGAUGUCAGCAAGAAUGCUCUCUCCUCGACAAUACCAAGUGAGCUAUUCGACAAGGCCAACUCUCUUGUUUCCAUCCACCUUCUGGAGAAUUACCUUACAGGUUCGAUACCCUCGGAACUAGCUCUCUCGACAGGACUAGAGCGGCUAUUUUUGUACGACAAUGCUCUGACAUCGUCUAUACCGUCGGAGCUGGGAUUAUUGUCAGCCUCUUUGCUUCUGUUCAAGGCCUACAAAAAUGGACUCUCUGGAUCUCUCUCUACCGAGCUUGGGUUGCUGACGAAGCUAACAAGUUUGGAGAUAGGGGAGAACCGCUUGACGUCAAGCAUUCCGAAGGAAGUGGGUUUUCUCAGUUCUCUCAGAUGGUUUGGGCUGAAGCAGAACAAGUUGACGGGAGAGUUGCCCCCGUUUGCAAAUCUUCGCGAGGUGCAGCAGCUUCAUUGGGAAAGCAACCAACUGUCAGGGUCCAUCCCAACUUCCAUUGGAAACAUGACCAACUUGAAGAAGCUGUUCUUGAACGACAACAAACUCUCCGGUUCCAUCCCUUCGGAAGUAGGCAAGCUCGCUAGAAACGAGGGAAUUCGCUUGGACGACAAUGACAUGAUUGGGGAAGUUCCCAGUGAAGUUUGCGCACUCCAUGAGACUGGUAGUCUGAAGUUUAGCAUCUGGGUUGACUGUGAACAAGUGCUUUGUGAGUGUGGAUGUUGCCAUGGCUGUCGAUGCGAAGAUCGAAACAUCACGUCGAUAUUCGGCGGUGGUCCUUCGUCACUAUCCAACGGUCCCUGA